This is a messenger RNA of Xiphias gladius (swordfish), 2251 nucleotides long. RefSeq names its product family with sequence similarity 131 member A (gene fam131aa). The record is from RefSeq and is a predicted model, not a curated record. Lineage: Eukaryota; Metazoa; Chordata; Actinopteri; Istiophoriformes; Xiphiidae. The transcript has 6 exons. Bases 703 to 1740 code for a protein of 345 amino acids.
GAAAGAAGAAGUAAACAUUGUUCCUCAAUAUAAAUUUCUAUUUUGUCUCAAAUUGGAUAGCGUGUCUAGUGGCUACACAUCAUUCAAAUGAAACUCAUGAGCUCAUAGACGCAUGCAAGCGGCGACGAGGGGUCGCAAGUGGAUACUGCUGAGGACACCAACCAAAGAGGCGAUGGGGCUUGACAAUUGCUGCCGCCUGGAUACGUCUACAUGUGUAGCAGUGUUUGCAGUUGCGAGGAGCAAAGGCCAUUCUCCGUGGAGCCUCUCGUUUUGACUGCCUGCUCGCAACGAGAUUCUUCAAAAGGCGAAACCCGUGCGUCUGAGAUUCAGGAGGGAGCCGUGCAGAGCUCCACAUGCUCCACAUGCGUUGUGUUUAUCGUCUUUUGGGCAUGAGGGACAUCUGCAGAGGUGACAUCUCACAGGGAUCAGCAGCUUCGGGGUGAGCAGGCCCGGCUGGAGCUGCUUACCGGAGCUGGUCACACGCCAUGUGUUAGCCCGGUUGCAUGGAGAAUGUCACCACUGCCCUCAACUCCCUCAACCCCCAACCAUUUUAACUGGUUUCACCGGCUUACCGUGGCUUUAGCAUCUGUGCAGUAUAUUUAGGGCAUAGCUGUUUGCUUGUCUGCCCGGUGGUUUAAACCGUCAAACCCAAGCUGUGACUCUUAGUUGUGUUGGUCUGCUGCGCUGUGACACCAUCUCUGCAUGGCCAUGAUGAGGCUGAGGUCGAGGAGUAGGGAGAGAAGGGAGAGACAAAUGGAGCAAGAGGUGAAAUUUGAGGAGAGUGAAAUGAUUCCAAAGUCAGGCAAAUCUCCAGCAGACUCACGGAAAACUGUCAGCAUCCAUGAGUUUGCAGCACUUGCCAGAUCCUCCCUAAAUGGGAUCUCGCAGGCAGUGAGGGACCAUGUGACAAAGCCCACGUCCCUGGCUCAGGGACGUGUCGCCCACCUCAUAGAGUGGAAAGGUUGGCCCAAACCUGCGGGCCCUCCACCGGCCGCCCACUCCCACUUCAGCUCCUACUGCCAUCUGACUGAAGGAGAGAAGGAGGCCCGGUUUGCCGCAGGAGUAGCUGAGCAGUUUGCCAUUGCUGAGGCUAAGCUGCGUGCCUGGGCAUCUAUGGACGACGACGAGGAAGACUCCAACGACGAAGACUCGCACAGCAGCGGACAGACUCACACCUUCUCCAGCCAGAGUUCAGACGCCGCCAGGUCCACUCCUAUCACCGGAGCGCCAUGCCAGCCUGAGGGUGACGGCGGUGAGGCGCCGAGCUCCGACAGUCCCCUAGACUCCAGCAGCAGCAGCGGCAGCCUGCUCUGUGGUAGGCCUGCAUCUGACCAUGACCCACAUUCAUCCCAGACCAAUUCACCUACUUUACCGAGCGACUGCAUGAGUCCCUUCCUGGAGGAGGAGAGGCUGGGUGAUCAUGGGGAGCAGCUGGCCCCUUUGCAGGAGCAGCGCAGUGAGGUCUGCGUUCACCACAAGCCUGAGUGGAGGCCUCCGGGCCGGAGCAGCAGGUUCGACUCCUGCUACUCCACCUCUCACUCCGAGUCUCCCGGAGAGGAGGAGGAGGAGGAGGAGGACGAGGAGGAGGAAGGCAGCGUGUUUCAUGAGGUUCGGGUGUGGCACUGCAGCCCGAGGAGUUUCUUCUCCGACCGGGCUUCUUCCGGAGUGGCCUCCUUCGAUGAGGAGGAGGAGAGGGAAGAAGUAGAGGAGAAGAAGGAGGAAAAAGAGUAUUUGAUGUGAUGUGUUGUCCACCUUUAUGUCUCUUCGAGUCAGUGUUGAUUCUGGAUAUGACAUAAUCUAUUCUGCUUUCACCGUAAACCUCUCUCCACCUCCUCCUCCUCUCCUUUCCUUCCUCUGAUCAUCUCUUCCCCACUCGCUGCCUUCUGUCUCAUCCUCCAGAGCUUUCAUGUACUGAUCUCGCUCCACCAUUUAUCGCUGCUGUAAACAGUAUGUACAUUGGAGAGUUACACCAGAAUGUAAAGCUGUUGUUCAAACUGAGUUUUGUACAUUUUUUGUGAAGAGUCAUGUGCUGCUAUUGCAUUGGUUUUCUAUGGAUAUUUUGUAGUGUUGUUUUAUUCUGGGUCAUGCUGCGUCACGUGGGUCGGGCUAUGUUUGAUACUGAAUGUCUGAAUGUUCUGCAUAUAUAAAUAUGAUUUUUUUUGAAAGAACAUUCUUUGUCUUUUUUUCCCCCCACAAACACAAAGUAAACACAUGAGGAAGAAACACAAUUUUUCAACUCGUCUUUUAAAGG